Molecule: messenger RNA, 2298 nt
Organism: Ipomoea nil (Japanese morning glory)
Lineage: Eukaryota; Viridiplantae; Streptophyta; Magnoliopsida; Solanales; Convolvulaceae
Product: calcium-dependent protein kinase 1-like
Exons: 8
Coding region: 349-2085 (578 amino acids)
Biological process (GO): intracellular signal transduction; peptidyl-serine phosphorylation; protein autophosphorylation
Cellular component (GO): nucleus; cytoplasm
Molecular function (GO): ATP binding; calcium ion binding; calmodulin binding
Source: RefSeq, a predicted model, not a curated record
AACCUGGCCGGCUGGCCGAACAAGAAACUCCAAUUACUCCACUGAGACAUAUUUAUCUGUUUGGUACAUCCAACCAAUGCGCGUUUUCUUCGUGACUCUGUCUAAUGUAAGAAACAACAUAGGUUUUCACUAAAAUAAUAGAAACCCACCAUCAAAGCUAUGGAGUUGAGCAAUUGAGCUAGAGAUGAUUUGACUUUUUAAUUUCUGGUUUUGAUUGUUUCUGGUAAAGCUAAGAUCUUGUUGCCUUUCUAGCUGAGAGGUUUAUGAGGAAAUAGCAGUAGAGAUUUAGUACUAGAAUUCAUUUUGUAGGGUACUGGGAUUAAUUUUGAGGAGUGAGUUUAGGGUUCAAUGGGGAAUACUUGUGUUGGGCCGAGCAUUUCGAAAAAUGGAAUAUUUCAAUCGGUUUCAGCUGCAAUGUGGCGAACCCGAUCACCGGAUGACACUGGUUCUGUCACUAAUGUAGAGAGUGUCAGAGGUGAAUCACAACAAGGUUCUAAUAAAUCGCCCGAAUCACCAAUGGAGGUCCAAAAUAAGCCGCCUGAGCAGAUGUCAAUGCCUAGGCCGGAGGCCGAGGAAAAGCAGCCGGCUAAGCCUAAGAAACCCGCACAUAUAAAGAGGGUGCCUAGCGCAGGGCUUAGGACUGAUUCGGUUUUACCAAAGAAAACGGGCAACUUGAAGGAGUUUUUCAGUAUAGGCAAGAAAUUAGGUCAAGGGCAGUUCGGGACUACGUUUCUUUGCGUGGAGAAAGCAAGCGGGAAGGAAUACGCGUGCAAAUCGAUUGCCAAGAGGAAGCUGUUGACCGAUGACGAUGUUGAGGACGUUAGGCGUGAGAUUCAGAUAAUGCACCACUUGGCUGGGCACCCGAAUGUUAUUUCGAUAAAAGGGGCUUAUGAGGACGCUAUCGCCGUUCAUGUUGUUAUGGAGUUUUGCGCCGGGGGCGAGCUUUUCGAUAGGAUUAUUCAGCGGGGACAUUAUACAGAAAGGAAAGCUGCUGAGCUUACAAGGACAAUUGUCGGAGUUGUAGAAACUUGUCAUUCAUUAGGGGUGAUGCACCGUGACCUUAAGCCCGAGAAUUUUCUCUUUGUCAACAAGAAAGAGGAUUCCCUACUCAAAACAAUUGACUUUGGAUUGUCAAUAUUCUUCAAGCCAGGGGAAAAAUUUACUGACGUUGUUGGCAGUCCCUACUAUGUUGCACCAGAAAUUCUCCGAAAGCACUAUGGUCCUGAAGCCGAUGUCUGGAGUGCUGGCGUGAUAGUUUACAUUUUACUAAGUGGAGUCCCUCCUUUUUGGGCGGAAAAUGAGCAAGGAAUAUUUGAGCAAGUCUUGCAUGGUGAUCUUGACUUCACUUCGGACCCAUGGCCUAGUAUUUCAGAAGGUGCUAAAGACUUGGUGAGGAGAAUGCUUAUACGAGACCCCAAAAAGCGUUUGACAGCACAUGAAGUGCUAUGUCAUCCUUGGGUUCAAGUUGGUGGCGUGGCUCCUGACAAGCCUCUGGACUCUGCAGUUUUGAGUCGAAUGAAGCAAUUCUCUGCGAUGAAUAAGCUCAAGAAAAUGGCUUUAAGAGUCAUUGCAGAGAACCUAUCCGAAGAAGAAAUUGCUGGGUUGAAAGAAAUGUUCAAGAUGAUAGAUGCAGACAACAGCGGGCAAAUCACUUUCGAGGAGCUCAAAGCUGGAUUGAAAAGAGUUGGUGCCAAUCUCAAGGAGUCCGAGAUCUAUGACCUAAUGCAAGCUGCUGAUGUUGAUAACAGUGGAACAAUCGAUUAUGGCGAGUUUAUAGCUGCAACGUUACAUUUUAACAAAAUUGAGAGAGAGGAUCAUCUGUUUGCCGCUUUCUCCUAUUUUGACAAGGAUGGAAGUGGCUUUAUCACUGCAGACGAACUGCAACAAGCCUGCGAGGAAUUUGGGAUUGAAGAUGCCCGCCUGGAAGAAAUGAUUCGGGAAGCUGACCAAAAUAACGAUGGAACCAUUGAUUACAAUGAAUUCGUGGCGAUGAUGCAAAAAGGAAAUCCAGUAUUGGGCGGUCUCUCGAAAGGCCAAGAAAAUAGUAGUUUCAGCAUUCGAUUUAGGGAGGCCCUAAGAACCUAGACUUCCCUUAUUUGUUCUUCACUGUUUUUUUUGUUCUUUUUGUAUGACAAAUUUGUUGUGAUAGGGUCCUUUUUAUAGUGAUUUGGAGAAAACAGCCAUCUUUUAUUGCACUUUUAUAGUUUUCACAAUCUCUUUUCCCUGUCUGCAUCUGGCUUUGUCAAUUGUCAUCUUGUACACUUGUAUGCCUCAUGACCCCAAGGAAUUGUGAUGAUA